CCGCGGCUCACGUGUCGUCGGGGUCAGCUGAGGAGUGUAAACAAACAAGCGGGCCAGGCAGCGGCGAGGAGGAAGAUUUUGGUGAAUGUCGCGCAUCAUGACAGACUUGGAGCUUAAGAACAGGGGGAACAAACUCUUCUCCGUCAGGAAAUUCGACGAGGCGAUAAAAUGUUACACAGACGCCAUUGCCAAGAAGCCAUCGGUGGCGGUGUACUACACCAACCGGGCCUUGUGCAACCUGAAGCUGAAGCGGUGGGAGCUGGUGUGCCAGGACUGCCGCACCGCCCUCGAGAUAGACCCCACCCUUGUCAAGGCUCACUUCUUCCUGGGCCAGGCACUGCUCGAGAUGGACAACUUUGAUGAGAGUAUAAAACAUUUAACGAGAGCACACGACCUGGCCAAGGAGCAGAAGGUGAACUAUGGGGAUGAUGUGGCCUGCAUGAUCCGAGUGGCUCGCAAACGCAGAUUCAAUGUGGCAGAGGAAAAGAGGAUCUCUCAGGAAAUAGAAUUACAGACUUACCUCAAUAGGCUUAUCCUGGAAGACAGAGACAGACAGAUUGAUGAAGUCCGGAGGAAAUACGAAAAUGAUGAAGACAGGUCACAGGAAGAAGUGAUGAGGAUAGAGCAAGAAACUGACAACUAUAUCACUGAGGUCAACACGAUGUUUGCUCGACUGGAUGAGAGAAGAAGAAAACGGGAAGUUCCUGAUUAUUUAUGUGGUAAAAUUAGUUUUGAAAUCUUGCGCGAGCCAGUAGUGACUCCCAGCGGCAUCACUUAUGACCGUAAAGAUAUUGAAGAACACCUGCAGCGUGUGGGCCACUUUGACCCCAUCACCCGGACAGACCUGACAGUGGAUCAGCUGAUGCCAAACUUAGCCAUGAAGGAAGUGGUCGACUCUUUCCUCACCGAGAAUGAGUGGGCCCUUGACUAUUAGCCUGACCCUCUGCCACCACCACACCACCACUACCACUACUGCUGCAUUUACUACCACCAUCACCGCCUCCACUAUCACUUCCACUACCACCACCAGCACCACUACCACUAUCGUCAUUUUUCCAUUUGCUCCUUUUAGUAAUUAUGAUCCAAGACUGAAGCCAUUGGCAGUUCGUGGUGAUGGGUGUGUAUCCGAGACAUUUGGGGAAAAGACAUCACUAGUAUCAGUCCACCAUCAGUACAAGGCUAUAGAUGUAAUUUUUAUAUAGUAUAUGUAAGUCUUAAGAGGAAGGAAAGUGUCAUUUAACUGAAUAUAUUUCAACACGGAACUCCCCC
Messenger RNA from Eriocheir sinensis (Chinese mitten crab), 1269 nucleotides. Its product is annotated as E3 ubiquitin-protein ligase CHIP-like. Gene Ontology annotation, molecular function: ubiquitin protein ligase activity; protein-folding chaperone binding. Gene Ontology annotation, biological process: proteasome-mediated ubiquitin-dependent protein catabolic process; protein polyubiquitination; protein quality control for misfolded or incompletely synthesized proteins. The transcript is spliced from 7 exons. The coding region runs from base 86 to 934 and encodes 282 amino acids. NCBI's taxonomy places the organism in Eukaryota, Metazoa, Arthropoda, Malacostraca, Decapoda, Varunidae. Gene Ontology annotation, cellular component: cytoplasm; Z disc. The record is from RefSeq and is a predicted model, not a curated record.